Myotis myotis is the source of this 3001-nucleotide messenger RNA. It is a transcript of the gene ZNF474, whose product is annotated as zinc finger protein 474. The record is from RefSeq and is a predicted model, not a curated record. Lineage: Eukaryota; Metazoa; Chordata; Mammalia; Chiroptera; Vespertilionidae. Bases 386 to 1432 code for a protein of 348 amino acids. The transcript has 2 exons.
CAGGCGACAAAGGCUAGGGUUCCUGUUCCUGCAGCCUCGCAUACUACAGGGACUCCUGCAAGAGGGCAUGUGAACCCGGGAGCUCUCAGCUAUUUUGCUCCUUUUUCCACCAGCAGCCCACCAUAAUAGCCAAAACAGAAAGACAAAGAACAAAUGUUACAAGGCAAGGCUCUCAGAAGAUCUCGGAGGCACGGGGCGUUCAAUGGGGACUUUGCCAGGCUGCUGCCCCUCAAUGAACCUCUGAGUCCUGGCCUGAAGGGCUAAGGUACUGGCUACAAUGUGGAACCCCAGGAGAGCCAACCUGACUACCCUUUGCUCUAAGAAGAAGCCUCAAAUGAAACUGGUCUGAAAUCAGAGCAAGGACUAGAGAAAGAUUUAUUUGUUAAUGGAAAGAGGAAAGGAGAAAAGGGUUUCCAAAAACUUGCAACAAACUUUCCAUCGCUCUAAAGAACCUACCUUCCUUAUCAACCACGCUGUUCUGUCUCAUGACUCCUCUUCUAGCCUUUUGCCAGAAACAGAGCAAGUCAAUCCUGCUGAAAACAUAAAGACAAACCCUCAGAAAACUAGGCCUGGAACUGUGAUCCUCUCAAAACGGUCCGGUAAGAGAAUUAUGUCGGAAAGCCAGCCUAGCCCACCCGUGAUCCCGUCCCGCAGGCCCGGAUUCCGCAUAUGCUAUAUCUGUGGCCGAGAAUUUGGGUCCCAAUCACUCGCCAUUCAUGAGCCCCAGUGCUUGGAGAAGUGGCGAAUUGAAAACAGCAAGUUGCCCAAGCACCAGCGGAGGCCAGAACCCUCCAAACCACAGCCCCUGGGCGGCGGCAGUGGGUCCGACAUUCUUCAGGCAAUGAACGAGGCAGCGUUCCAGAGUUCUCAGGCCCAGCUGCUGCCCUGCGAGUCCUGUGGCCGCACAUUCUUGCCAGACCGUCUUCUUGUUCACCAGAGAAGUUGCAAGCCCAAGGGUGGUGGGCCCAGAGAACCAAACAGCAACAAUUCUAAUGACCUGCCUGGUCUUAGGAAAACUUCUGGUGGCAUCCCAGCUCGACCAAGGACUCUCAUCUGCUACAUUUGUGGCAGGGAAUUUGGCUCCCUCUCCCUUCCUAUUCAUGAGCCCAAAUGCCUGGAAAAGUGGAAAACAGAAAAUGACCGGCUCCCCAGGGAGCUCCGCCGGCCAUUCCCACAGAAGAAGCCUCAGCCCCUGGUACCUGACGAGGGGCCAAGUGAAGCUCAGCUUGAGCCCUGCCCAAACUGUAGCCGGACCUUUGCUCCCCAGAGCCUUCUGGUGCAUCUGAGAAGUUGUAAGGCUCAGCCAAGUGGGCCACGCGUUCAGAAUUUGACUUUAGAGAGUAAAGGUGGCCUGAAAGAGUCCACUAAUUUCAAGCAGCAAAGGCACGUGGCCGCGCCCACUGUGACUGACAAGGUAAUUCCUGCCACAUGAGAUGCCCUGGUUGGACCGGGCAGUGCGUACUGCCUCCAGGGGAAUGAGAGAAAACAGACCCCGAAUCAACUGCCUCAAGCCCUAGAGUGGUUUCUUUCCAUGGCUAUUUCUGACUCAAUGCAGCCUGUCCAAGUUGACCCCUGUCCCACUCCAGGGGCUGUAUCUCUGAUGGCAACCUAGACAUAAGAACAUCCUUGCCUGGCAGAUUCAUAGUUCUCUUCCAUUCUGUUGAGAGAGAGAGAGAUUGAGAGAGAGAGAGAGAGAGAAACUUCUUUUUUUCCCUGGCCCCUCCUACCAAUAAUCCUUGGGAGAGACCGUUAUUUGAAAAUGAGUCAUUAAUGCUAUGUCUACAUUACAGAGCUAUACUCCCCGUUCCAAAAGCCAAUAUUUAUUACCAGUUUAUUUUAGUCAUCUACCUUAGGAAUUCAUUUUUGGCAACACUGGGUUAUGCUGAGUUUAUCUUACUAAAAUAGAAUCUGUGUCAAAAACCCCAAAUGACUUUAGCAAUAAUUAAACACUGGCGCACUCGCAGGAAUAGACGUGCUCUGUGAAUACAGCAUGUUUUCUGUUAACGCUUACAUGAUUGUAGUAUGUGGGGAAUUAACCCAGUGUAGACACCCAAGCAGGGAAGUGUGUGUUCCUGGUUCUGGGUCGUGCUGAAUUCCCGCUGCUGCUCUGUACCUUUUAUCUGGGUUGGACACCACGCUCUGACUCACCACUUGGGCAAUUGUAAAUAAGCAUGACCCAGGGGUUCCCAGUCAUAGGGUGUAGUGUUGUUGGGUUUUCACCUGAAGUUUCUUCGUCAGCCAGGAUUGGGGAAGGAUGCUCAUGAGGGUGGCUACCUGCAAAACAGGGCACGGUCCAUGGACUCUGUCCUACACUUAAGCCAGGGGGAUGGAUGUGCUGUCCUUGUCACAACUUACAGAUGUCAAAUCAUGAAAAAUAGGAUGUGGUCAGUCCUUCUCCUUCUCCUCCUUCUCCUUCUCCUUCUCCUUCUCCUUCUCCUUCUCCUUCUCCUUCUCCUUCUCCUUCUCCUUCUCCUUCUCCUCCUUCUUCUCCUCCUCCUUCUCCUUCUCCUUCUCCUUCUCCUUCUCCUUCUCCUUCUCCUUCUCCUUCUCCUUCUCCUUCUCCUUCGAUUUGCUACUUGAAACACCCACCUGCAUGAUUCUUUAAAUGGACUGUUUUCAAAAAAUAAAAAAUAAAUAAAUGGACUGUUUUGGGGAAACUAAGGUUACUCAAGGUAUUGCAAAGUAUUAAACCAAACGGGGGUGGGGGAUCUUUUAUGUUUAAUUCAGUGUUUCUUCCUUACUCUUUCAUUGCAUUAUUUUGGCAAAUAUCUAGUACUUUUCUCUAACUACCAUGUUUAAAAUGACAUUAUAUGGACUUGCUGGUUUAGAAGAUUUCAAGAUAAUGAUCCUAAAGCUGAAGAGUCACACUGACAGAAGCUGGGUAAGUGUUCCGAUGAACAUUGAAGAAAGGAUAGCUGGUUUCUUCGCCGGAUGAAAACCCAAACUCUUGAGUGUGGCAAGGACUGCAGGCUGGUCUCAUAAACAUGAUCUGUUUUUCCCA